AGAGCAGCCUUUGUGACUUCACAGGCCAGGUGGGCUUCUGUGCUGGUGCCCUGGCCCUGCUGCCUCCAGGACCCUGGGGGAAAACUCUCCUCCGGAGCCCCCCAACUGGGUCCCCCCCCGUCUCUCCUGGCUUCCCUUAUGGCCCACCCCCCACAAACACCCCAGACCCCUUACAGGCCAGCUCUGCAGCAGGCAAGAUGGACAGCGGAGGGACCCCAAGUCUCAAGAUCAGCGAGGCCGAUGCUAACUGGGAACUGAUCCGGGACAAGGUCAUCGAGGAGCGCUUCGGGCCCACCGUGGUGCCGGUGCCCUUCCUGGAAGAUGCCACCUCCUAUGACCUCCUGACGGUGCUGAUCAAGAAAGCACAACUGGGGCAGACCCUCCUGCGCAGGCAGAGCUGCCUGGUGCCCAUUGGGCCCCUGGAAAGCCUGCUGCCUGGGGGGCCCGCCCCGAGGGAGCUGACCCACUGCACCCGCGAGUACAGUGCCCGGGUGAGGGGCGAGUCCCGCUAUGAGGAGACACGGCUGGUGGAUGGGGCCCUGCGCCACAUCCGCCUCUGCAUGGUCGGUGUCCAUAAGAAGGUGGCCUUCUUGGCCCUGCGUCCCGGGAUGGUGGCCCUGCGCCCCGACCUGCCCUGGCUGCGCUCCCAGAGCAGCCUCUACGUGGUGCACGAGGUCUUCUACGCCGGCAGCCUCUCCCUGGCCGUCACCCAGGAGGCUGAGCACCGGCACUUCGUCCAGGAGCAGCCCCUCCCCGUGGCCUUCUCCUGCCUCAAGUUCGCCCUCAGCCACAAAGGCGUGCUGGGCUCCCAGAAGCCCAUGGGCCAUAGCCUGCCUGCCAGGGCGGCCUGGGUGAGGAUGGCCAUGCUGGAGGCCUCCCCCCCAGCCAGGGCUCUGGAGGCCCCCCUGCCCAGAGAGAGCAUUGCCCUGCGCAAGCGAUGGAGGGCCCUGGGCAGGCCUCUGCGGACAAUGACAGGGAAAUGGCCCUUCAAGCAGCGACGGCCCAAGCUGGGGUUCUCCUGUGGCAGCCUGGCCGACCCCGAGAGGCACUGCAUGUCCCUGCCCCUUCUGCAGAGCAUCGCGGCCGCCGAGAGCGACACGGAAGAGUGACCUGGAUGGCAGCUCCUCCCCACCCAGUAAUAAAUCACCUUUUUUCGCAUGUA
Pantherophis guttatus is the source of this 1162-nucleotide messenger RNA. It is a transcript of the gene C5H11orf42, whose product is annotated as chromosome 5 C11orf42 homolog. NCBI's taxonomy places the organism in Eukaryota, Metazoa, Chordata, Lepidosauria, Squamata, Colubridae. The record is from RefSeq and is a predicted model, not a curated record.